Anopheles stephensi (Asian malaria mosquito) is the source of this 5137-nucleotide messenger RNA. RefSeq names its product polypeptide N-acetylgalactosaminyltransferase 1 (gene Pgant1). The transcript has 5 exons. NCBI's taxonomy places the organism in Eukaryota, Metazoa, Arthropoda, Insecta, Diptera, Culicidae. The record is from RefSeq and is a predicted model, not a curated record. Bases 1650 to 3515 code for a protein of 621 amino acids. Gene Ontology annotation, cellular component: Golgi apparatus.
AGUCCAAAAUACUUACAACAUGCACCGGUUAUUCUGAGCUGCGUACAACCCGCAAUUUGAAUCAGCAACAACAAAUCUGACAUGUGUCAAAUGUACCCAGAAACCAAUUUUCGCUACAGGGUGCGUUUUGCGCUCUUCUCAUUCUGCGCGCGAAAAGCAUGUGAGAAAAAUUAGAAAUGUUGCACCUUUUUACAUGUUUUAUUAUUUAUAUGCUAUUAAAUGCGGAUACUCUUCAAUCAACUAACCAACAUUACAAAUCGAGUGUGAAACAAAAGAGCUAUCUUUCCGAAAGCAACUUAAGGCCUGUUUCCGCAACCGUGUAACCGCGCACUAAUCGAAGGUGGGUUUGUUUAUAUUUCGGAGGGUUGGUUGGUUGGUGGUUCUCUGUCAGUUGCUUCAUUGUUCAAACAAUUUUUCGACUCCGCUCGGGACGGAGGUAUAGCUCGCGGGUGGCUCACGCGUUCUGCUGCUACGGUGUGCGAUAAACGUGUGUGAAGCGGUUUUACACGGUUGGUGGUGGGCCAAGAAAACCCGUUUUCUUGGAGUCACAAGCCGCUCGGAACGAAGUGAAGUUCUUCUUGAGGCAAGCCGACAGCGACACACACCGCGAGACAACCAACAAGUGAUAGCAAAGUUCUUCCUGCGGUCGAAAGUCACAUUCAUCUCGUACAGAUUAGAAAAUUGUUGGCUUCGGUUCGAAAUAGUUUUAAUAGGUUUUUUUUGUGUGUGUACAAAAGUGCAUCAGUAGUGGCAAUCGUGCAUCGUGAUAGUGUGUGAAGGAAGUGUGCAUUUCGUUCCUAUUAGUGAAACGCGAUAACGUUUGAUUUCCGGAAUUAUUUACUCACCCAUGAUAGGUGGUUCAGUGUGUCCAGUUCAACAUUAUCUUUCCCUUGCCCUUGUUCCAACCGGGCCCAACCCCGGUUUGCUUUGCUCAUCGGAAAUUCCAGCGCUUCCUUCGACAGGUGUUAUGGUAAUUGCCCCUCCAAUGCGCUUGUGCAUCCGUCCUUGAAACAGCCAGGAGAAAGGAAGUUUUGUUGGUAGCACACUCACACACAUACACCAACUGGGAGUUGCAUCUCGACAGCGAAGCGCCACAUUCAACAGCAUCCUUAUCGAAGUAAUGCUGAAGCAAACGUAAACAAUAACGACGGAACAAAUAAAACGGCCCUGUCCGUGGAGGCUGUGUGAAGAGGGAGAGCAAUAUAGAUGCGAUAAUCAUCCCCCGACACACGACCACACGACUGCUACGACUUUGUUGAUAGAAUUCUGAACAUCUGCCAAAAGUAUACACAAACACACAGCCUACUCGUCUGUAGAAAAAGCCCCGGCUUGCCGAUUGAUCGAAAUGUCAAGCAGCUGAAUUGGAUCGAAUUUUGUUUCAUCUUUGAGUGGCGUUUCUUUUUGGAUUUGUUUUGUCCAACGUCGAAGAAGAAGAGCGCAGAAAGGAAUUGGCAGCGUUUAGCAACCCUCAGGAUUGAGAAACAGCACCCGGAAGCAACACCGCGAAACGCCGAAUGUCUCGAUGAUUGUGGAGGACGAAAGGAACAACGCAUCUCGUUGCCACCGUAGCUGACCGAGAGAGCAAGAGUGGCGUGGUGGUGUAGCGGUAUCGUUUCAGUGAGCGGACCCGGAAGGCGGCGAUAGGAACGAUGUUCUUUCGCGGCGGGCUCAGCAUACGGCGCAAUUUGUACACGCGUGUUGGACUGCUGCUGGUGCUCGGGCUGUUCGUGUUGUUCUACUUCAAGAACCUAAACGGUUCACCAAACUCCCUCGGGAGUUCGAGCCUCGAGCAGGCCAAACCGUUACCACAGAUAGGACAGCAUGCGAACGGGUUGGAGCUGCUGGCGGCUGCAGAAGCAGCGGCAAAUGGUGGAUCCCUCAACAAGGGCAACCUACUGCCCGUCCAGACUGGUGAUGCACUGUUCGAGCGGUUAGUGUUGGCUGACCUUGCGAAACAGCGACCCGGGCUUGGCAAUAACGGGGAGGGCGUUGAGCUGACCGGCGAUGCGAAGGAAAUAGGUGAAAAGCAAUUGGCCACGAUAGCGCUAAACGAAGAGCUGAGCGAACACUUGAGCUACAAUCGCACACCGCCGGACGGGCGACAUCCGGCCUGCAAGCGGAAACACUACGAUCUGAACAGCCUACCGUCGACGAGCGUCAUCAUCAUCUUCUACAACGAGCCUUACUCGGUGCUGCUGCGUACGGUGCACAGCGUGCUGAAUACGGCCGAUGGGCGGCUGCUGCGUGAGAUCAUUCUGGUCGACGACGGUAGCACCAACGUGGAGCUGAAGGGAAAGCUCGACUACUACGUCCGGACCCGGCUCCCGGCGAAGGUGAAGGUGCUCCGGCAACGACAACGUGUCGGAUUAAUACGGGCACGGUUAGCGGGUGCCCGGCUGGCAAAGGCCGACGUACUAGUCUUCCUCGAUGCGCACUGCGAGUGUAUGGUGCAGUGGCUGGAACCGUUGCUCGAGCGGAUCAAGGAAUCGCCGACGAGCGUCCUGGUGCCGAUCAUUGAUGUGAUCGAGGCAAAAAACUUCUACUACAGCACGAACGAUUACAACGAUUUUCAGAUCGGUGGAUUUACCUGGGACGGGCACUUCGAUUGGCAUGAUGUGACCAAGCGGGAACGCGCGCGCCAGAAGCACGAAUGUCCCGAGAAGGAUCUGGAGAUCUGUCCCACGUACAGCCCAACCAUGGCCGGCGGUUUGUUUGCGAUUGCGCGCGACUACUUCUGGGACAUUGGCAGCUACGACGAGCAGAUGGAUGGUUGGGGCGGUGAGAAUCUCGAAAUGUCGUUCCGCGUGUGGCAGUGUGGUGGUACGCUGGAAACGAUACCUUGCUCCCGCAUUGGCCACAUUUUCCGCGAUUUUCAUCCUUACUCCUUCCCCAAUGAUCGUGAUACACACGGCAUCAACACGGUCCGGAUGGCGAUCGUCUGGAUGGACGAUUAUGUAGAGCUGCUGUACCUAAACCGGCCAGAUCUGAGGGACCAUCCGGAACUGGGCGACGUGACGCACCGGAAGGUGUUGCGCGAAAAGCUGCACUGCAAAAGCUUCGACUGGUACAUGAAAAACGUGUACCCGGAGAAGUUUAUUCCAACGCGCAACGUGCUCGCUUUCGGCCGGCUAGCGUCGCAGGCGGAAAAUCUUUGCCUCGACACGCUCCAGCAAAAUGCCGAAAAACCUUGGAACCUUGGCAUUUACACCUGCUUCAAGCCGGAAGUGUCGGCGUCGCAGCUGUUUUCGCUCACGAAACGCAGCGUGCUGCGUAACGAGCGUAGCUGCGCGACGGUACAGGCCAGCAAGUCGGAAUCGAAGUUUGUGGUCAUGAUACCGUGCAUCGACGACGACGAUAUCGACGACACGUGGGAGUUUACCGAGCAUCGGCAGCUGCGCCAUAAGCAGUCGGGACUGUGCCUGGACAGUAGCGAUCUGUCGACGAAAAGUUACGUCCAUGUGGCAACGUGUCAUCCUGGCAUCAAGACACAAAAGUGGGAAUUUCAGCAUCAGUGAGUAGUGUGGAGAGGGCAUCCAACCUCUCUUUUGCUAACUGUGUGUUUAUAUGUGUGCGUGUGUCGCACAACCAACUGGAAAUCUUCAAUCUACAUUAUGGUCCACCAAUCCUGGACUAGCAGUAAACCGUAAGAGUACUUCGACUGGAAGCAAAACAAUAAUACCUCGUUAAGGUUGAUACUAACGUAGCAAAACAAAAAACCAAGCUUAACAUCUAGGAUAUUGACGUACGUGCGACAUCACAUAACAGAAAGCAAGGUAAUAUCAGAAGGCUAAGUUCUUAUAGAAGGGAUAUAUAGAAAGAAGACAGCUCUUUAGAGGUCGGUAAGAAAGAGAUAACAAUUAAACGAUUGUGUUGUUGUUACCAACGGAAUGGUUGCUAUGGUAGAAAGCUAAGCAACUCGCUAGGUAGUUUAUCAAAACCGAUCAUAGUAAGCAACGAUCGUCGGUCGGCCAAAUAGAACCAGAUGUGCAAAAUGUAUAAAUUAUGUGGAAUUGAUCGAAAAGCGGACCUUGAGGCACGUGCUCAAGGACCAGAUAUUAUUUUGUAAGGACUUAUUUCGAUUGCAGCUAUUGCUUCCAAUUGUCGCUCAAUUAUGAUGAUCCCAAAAAGUGGGGCUAAAAUGCAAAAACGCAAAAUCAUUCCUUCCCAAGAAUUGACUUGUCCGUUUAACCGUACCGUUAGCUUUUUUGAGUCGGUUGAACGUUGCAAAACCGCGGUAGAGUUAAUUAUUGACAAGGACUUUUUUACUGUACCGCCGAUAUUGAUGUUUCGUACCAUUUUUUUUACAUCACGCACGAACACGAGCCUGUCCCGAGGGUGUCAACAAUGCAUCACAGCUAGGUAAUUAAACGCCAGAAGAAAAGUUGAGCAAUCGGCAACGACGAGUACUUACAGCCAAUGGUGGACGCAAUUCAGUAGCACAAUUCGGAUAAGAAAAAUCCAACACAGAACAACACAGAUGCCGUGCCGAUUUGAAUGUGAAACAGAACUCAAAAGUGCCACAGAACUUAAGAUUAAAAACAACAAACUAGUGCCACCGGUGGUUACACGUGGUGAAAAUGCAAAUGCUGCGAAGUACGAAGACCGAAUUGCAGCACCGAUAAACAGGACGAUCCUACUGACGGGGGUUGAAGAUAAUAGAGUUAUUUAUGUAUGUUUGCCGGAGCAGAAGCGUGCGUGCUAGCUUGCUUGGGUACUGCCAAAAUGCGCCAUCACUACAAUGCCAAAUGUGCUUUUUGUUUCACGCAACCGGUGCGUUCCUAUAUGAAACUACUGCUUAAGCAAAACGAAAACGGAAUCGGAAGCGCUAUCGCUAUUGACAGGAAUUGUUUUUAAAACGAACGUCAUGAGAAGGAUGGAGUACGACUUUUUUUCUGCUCAAUGUUCUACUCCUCGAUCGUGUGAAACGUAAAGGAAAAGCAUCCACACGCGUUAAUCAGAUGCGCAAGAAGUGAAGGCAGCGGGUGAGAAAAACAGUAUGUGAAAAUUGUACAUUAUACAAAAGCGUAAUGAAAGCGGUGCCAGACGACGGGCGCCGCGAAACUGGAGACUGGUGUACAGGAAUAUUGGGGGUAAAAGCAAAAACAUUGUUACAAUAAACUAUUUGUUUAAAAAUAUA